CGCAACUCUAAGAUGUCCCAACCCGUGUUUGGUCCAUGCCCCCCUCGUUUUGCGGAGAUCAAGCGUCAGAUAGCUGUGUCGUACCCGGACUUCGAGACCCGCGUUACCAAAGCGUGGGUCGACCUCCUCAGCGAGCUCGACAAGGUGACGGAGGAGAUUGCGAGCCAGGGAUCAGACAGCAUACCACAUGUGCAGUUCUCUGCUCUUGAGAACCUCCCUCAGGAGAAAUUGGACGUAAUUCGGCGCAGGGGAUGCGUUGUCAUUAAGGACGUUGUGGACGAUGUCGAGGCUACAUCUUGGAAAGAUGAUCUUCGCGAGUAUGUCAAGGCGAAUCCUGUGCAAGGUUUCCCUGAGGAAGAUAAGCAGUUCUUCCAGCUCUACUGGACCAAGUCCCAAGUCCGUGCCCGCGCCGAUCCGAACGUACUAGCUGCAACCGCGUGGCUCAACAAAUUUUACCAUGUCAAGUCUCAGCAGGAACUCCCCGAUGUCGACCUGUUUACGCCGCUCAGUUAUGCCGACCGCUUCCGCAUGCGGCACCCCGGGAACAAGUGGUACAAUCACCCGCCGCAUAUCGAUGGUGGUGGCAUUGAGAGGUGGGAAGACGACGCGUUCCGGAGCUGCUUCGCGGACAUCCUAAACGGAAACUGGAGACAACACGACCCGUACGACCUCGAAGGACGUAUCAACGCUCGCAACUCGUUAUAUGGCAGACCAAACCAAUCUUCAAUCUUCAGAACAUAUCAAGGCUGGCUCGCCCUCAGCGAGAUCACACCACCGAAUCAGGGAACUCUUCAAGUUUUCCCUGACGUCUUACUCUCGAACACCUACAUCAUUCUCCGGCCCUUUUUCAAGCCUGUCUCUGAGGAUAUCUCCGAGGCCGAUCUCUUCAAGGCCGAGAACUGGAAAUUCGACAUCACGUCUGAAGACUUCCCGGGCAUCUACUCGCUCGACAAAGGCUACAGCGGACCGCGUCCGAAAACGGAGACGCAUCCGCACCUGCGGCUCGACAAGACGAUGGUGAGCGUGCCGAAGGUUAAACCGGGCGACAUGGUGUUCUGGCACUGCGACGUGAUUCACGCUGUCGAGAUUGAGCAUACCGGCAUAGAGGAUUCCUGCGUGAUGUACAUCCCUGCGAUGCCCAACACGCCCGUGAAUGCCGAGUACGUCCAGCGCCAGCGCGAGAGUUUCCUCGCGGGCGUGCCGCCGCCGGACUUCCCCAAGUGGGAGGGCGAGGCGGGCUUUGCUGGCAUUGGCACCCCGGACGAUAUCGUUGACCCUAUCGGGAAGCAGGCGAUGGGAUUCGCGGUCUCCGCCGCUGCGUGAACGACUGGUUUGCUGUAAAAUAUCUCGAUAUGGAGAAAAAAUCGAAAGAUGGAGCAAACGUUGGUAUAAUACGUCCUGCUGUACAAUGAUAUCCCUGGAAUUGGAAAGUCACAGUGUAAAAACGAUGGAACAUACAGCUUCGAAUACGGCGCCACAAAGCCCCAACCAAACAUGGUCAAACAUUCUGCGAAUGCGACGUAAAUUCACGCCGAGAUACAGAAGAUAUGAGCACUCUAAAGAUCGAAAGCAAGGUGCAAUGAGAGCAUGCUGAGACGAGACUGAAAUAAAAACGAAAUCGGACCAGGACACCAAGGUCCAAGAUGGGGAUAGAUCAUGAGUUGGCGACCGCCUCCCCCUCUCCCUUGCACUUUUUGUGCUUCUUGUCCCUUUUCUCCUUCUUACUAUCUCUAUUGCUUUCUUUCGCCUCCGUUUUCGCUUCGGACGCUACCGGCGCGUCGACGUCCAUCGUGUCCUCAGAGACCUUCUCCUUAGACUUUUUCGACUUUUUCGACUUCUUCUCACCCGCCACUGAUUCUGUCGCAGGUUCGGCUACCUCUGCGGUCUGUUCCUUCUUUGCCUUCUUUUUCUUAUCUCCCCUUGCCCUCCUUGAUCUGUGCUUCCUUGCUCUGCUUACCCUCGCUGUUCGCCUCUACGCUCGCCUUCUGCUCCGACGUUACUUCUACAACUGACUCCCGUCGCGCCUCCUUUUUCUCCUUCUUGCUCUUCUUAUCUCCCUUUUCCGAGGUUUCAGGCGCCGAAGAUGAGUCGGCGGUAGGCUCAGGAGACGUCUUCGACCUCUUCGCGGGCUCGUCAGCAGCAUCUUCGGCUUUGCGCUUUUUGUCUUUUUUAUCCUUCUUCUCUUUCUUCUUCUCCUUCUCCCCCGCCUUCUUCACAUCGCCAUUCUGCUUGCUCUCCGCCUUGCUCGACUGGGCCUCAGAUUUCUCAGCGGAGGGCCUCUUCGCAGACUCGGCCUUCUCCGCGUCUUCUUCAAGCGCAACUGGAGUCGUGACGGGCGACAUCCGCACGGGAGUGCCCAGGGGAGAGGCGUUAGCACCUGUGCCCUCGUAUCGCGGCGCGUGGGGUCUGCCGCUUCCCCAGUCGUUCGUGCGACUCCAGGGCUGGUACUUACCCGAUGAUCCUGCUCCGCCAUGGCUGCCAUUUUGCUGGACGUUCUGCCGGCGGUUGUUGCUGUUGUUGUUAUUGUUGGAUCGGUUGUCCUGCCGGCCGUCUUUCGGGCCCUUGUAAAGACCCUUUUGAUAUUUCUCGGCCUCGCUAAUGCACUGCGUGUGGCCCUUGUACUCGGCGGGCCCGUUGAAGGUCGUGCUGCAGUCGAUGCAUGUAAAUGCAGAUUGGCACUGAUACCGGUGGUUGUCAAGCUUAGGCUUCUUCACCACAUCUCCACAUCCUUCGCAUUGGAACGAGACCAUUUUGAACG
Molecule: messenger RNA, 2758 nt
Organism: Phanerochaete carnosa HHB-10118-sp
Lineage: Eukaryota; Fungi; Basidiomycota; Agaricomycetes; Polyporales; Phanerochaetaceae
Exons: 14
Coding region: 13-1323 (436 amino acids)
Source: RefSeq, a predicted model, not a curated record